Messenger RNA from Ylistrum balloti, 6013 nucleotides. Its product is annotated as X-ray repair cross-complementing protein 5-like. The record is from RefSeq and is a predicted model, not a curated record. Lineage: Eukaryota; Metazoa; Mollusca; Bivalvia; Pectinida; Pectinidae. Gene Ontology annotation, biological process: double-strand break repair via nonhomologous end joining; telomere maintenance; cellular response to gamma radiation. Gene Ontology annotation, molecular function: damaged DNA binding; double-stranded DNA binding; DNA helicase activity. The coding region runs from base 25 to 2181 and encodes 718 amino acids. The transcript has 20 exons. Gene Ontology annotation, cellular component: Ku70:Ku80 complex; nucleus.
AUAGUGGUAGAUGUGGGGCCGUCUAUGAACCAGGCCCCAGCAGGGGAGACAACAUCUCUGCAGACUGCCCUAGAAGCCAUGACUAUGAUCAUCCAGAGGAAGGUAUUUGCGGAAUCAAAGGAUGAGAUAGCUGUCAUUUUGUUUGGGACUGCGGACACCGACAAUCCUCUGGCAAACGGAGAGAGUUAUGAGAACAUCACCAUCCUCCAACCUCUUAGCAUCGCAGACUUUGACCUGUUGAACCUCAUACAAAAUGAAAUACAGCCAAGCAACAUCUCAGCUGAUUAUUUGGAUGCGCUUGUUGUUGGUAUAGAUCAUCUUGUCAAUGCCACCCAAGGAAAGAAAGGAUUUGGGUUCAAGAGGCUGAUUUUGAUGUCUGACCUCGGUGGGGAAUUUGGAGAUGAUGAAGUUGACACCAUUAUCCAAGGAAUCAAAGCAACAGGCACUGAGCUUAAUGUCAUUGGCCCAAGUUUAGAUGAUGGUGAGGAUGAAAAUGACAGUGAAAAACCAGGCCCAAGCACAAUGUCAAAUGGACAGCGUAAAGAACGUACAGCCCAGCAAAGAACUGGGGAAGCCAUGUUGCGUCACAUCUUACAGGAAGUGGAGGGCGAGUGUUAUAGUUUCAGUGAAGCCUUACCUGCCCUGAGCUAUUUCCAAAGUCGACAAAUUAAGCAAACAGCAUGGAAAUGUCAGCUAGAAAUUACUUCGGGUAUUCGUAUACCUAUAUGUUCUUAUGCAAAGCUUAAAGAUUUCAAACUAAAGCAGAGCUGGAAACGAGUAUAUGCCAAGGACCCAUCAGAGGAGGUGGGCACUCUUAGGACAUACCAUAUGAAGGAUGAAGAGGAAACAGAAAUAGAUAAAGAGGACAUGAUAGAAGGUCAUCGCUAUGGAAACACAUUAGUACCGAUGUCAGAGGACGAUAAGGCUAACAUGAAAUACAAGGCUGAAAAAUGCUUUAAGAUUCUUGGAUUUACAAAACCAGAAAAUGUAAAGAGACACCAUUACCUUGGCGAUGGGUCAUCAUGUGUGGUAGCAGAUAAAGGUGAUGAGGCUGCAGCAGUGGCUCUUUCAUCCUUGAUACAGGCCCUUUAUGAAACGAACAUGGUUGCCAUAGUGAGGAGAGUAUAUAGUGCAGCAUCUGGGCCCAAGUUAGGCUGUCUCAUACCUCACAUAAAAGCAGACUACGAGUGUUUCAUAUAUGUUGAGUUGCCAUUUAUGGAAGAUGUGCGACAGUUUACAUUUGGAAGCCUUCCUGUUACCAAGGAAAACACAUCAACAGCCAACAACAAAUUUGCACCCUCUGAGAAACAGUUGGGAGUUAUUGACAAACUGAUCACCACAAUGGAUCUCUGUCCUUUACCAGAGGAUGAUGAUGAUGAAGAUGAGGAAGACAAUGCAACAGAAUAUUUAAAGUCAAAGUUGACCUUUAACCCACAUUUCCAGAAGCUUUAUCAGUGUCUUCAACAUCGAGCACUGAAUCCAGAUGAGCCCCUAGCAGAGUUAUCCCCCCUGGUAGCAAACUACUUGAAACCACCACAGGAGGUCCUGACCAAGUGUGAAGAGCACAUUGAGAGCUUGAAAAAAGUGUUCAAGUUAGAGGUGGUGAAGAAAAAGGAGGAAAAGACUGGUGAGAAUCAGUUCAAAGAAAGUGAUGAAGGUGAUGCUGGGAAGGCGAAGAAACCACGCCUUGAUGAUGACCUUGAGGGUGGCAUGGCGGAUAUCACUAGGACAAAGGUCACAGAGGUUGGUACUGUCACACCUGUUGAGGAUUUUGUCGCUUUCAUCAACCAAAAGGAUGAGGAUAAAUUUGAAGAAGCAAGUCGGCAGAUGCAGAAGAGGAUAGAACAGAUUGUUGUGGACUCUUUUGGUGCCCAGUUCUACCCUAAAGCCAUGGACUGCCUGAAGGCUCUACGCUCUAACUCAGUUAAGAAAUCAGAACCAGAGCUUUUUAAUGCAUUUAUGAAGAAGUUCAAGGAAAUGCUGAUCACUAAGGGAAGGCGGGACUUCUGGGAGCUGGUGAUGACAGAAAACCAGGGCCUAAUAUCAAAGAUGGAGAGUGAAGAUAGCACUGUGUCCAAAGAGGAAGCCAAACUGUUCAUUAGUGAGGAGGUGGAAAAGGAAGAAGAGGAUGUGAAACAGGAAGAAGGUGAUGAUGCAGAUGAUCUUCUUGACAUGGUGUAGCAUCCAGUUUAUCGUUAGUCAGCCUGUCAUCGACGGUCAGAGAAGCAACAAUGGCAGCUUGGUGUUUACUGUAACUUAAGGGGAAAGAAUAGUUUUGAGAGGAAAUGAAACAAGAUUCGAUCUCCCUUACAUAAUCUCCAUUACAUACUCAUAGUUAAGUGUAAUUAUUUCCUGAUGUUUUAACAUUACAAAUUGUCAUGUUAUAAGGGAGAAUGUGUGAAGUCAUAUUUCUCUGACGUUGUUGUUACAGAAUGUCAUGUUAUGGAGAUGAAAGUGAACAGUCAUAUCUCUCUAAUGUUAUCAUUACAAAAUGUCAUGUCAUAAGGGAGAAUGUGUAAAGUCAUAUUUCUCUGACGUUGAUGUUACAGAAUGUCAUGUUAUGGAGAUGAAAGUGAUCAGUCGUAUCUCUCUAAUGUUAUCAAUAGAAUGUGUCAUAAAACAGGAGUAAGGCUUUAUUUCCCAAGUGACAGAACUUAAUUUUUUAAGACCUUAUGUCAGGUAUUACAGAGCCAUAGUAAUGUCUUAAUCAGCCGUCAUAAUAGAUAUGCUGAGAUAAUUAAGAUUUAUCUUCUAAAAUACCAGAUUGAAAAAUAAAGAUAUUAUAGAUAUAUUCAGUAAAAGACCAGGAUGAAGAAUAAAAAAAGAUUUAGAUAAAUCUGUUAAAAUACUAGGUUGUAGAAUAAAGAUCAUUUAGAUUUAUCCAAUAAAAGAACAUGAUAAAGAGUUGAGAAGUUAGAUUUAUCCAUUAAAAGAACAUGAUAAAGAGUUGAGAAGUUAGAUUUAUCCAUUAAAAAACCAGGAUGAAGAAUAAAAAAGAUUUAGAUAAAUCUGAUAAAAUACGAAGUUGAAGAAUAAAUAUAAACUGGAUUUGUCCAUUAAAAGACCAGUUAGAAGAAAAAAGAUAAUAUAGAUUUAUCCAUUUAAAGACUUAUGUCUUUAUUUAUUGUUACUAUUUUUAGCAGUACAUUUUUUGUGUUUGAGGUAAAUGACAAUAAACAUGAUAAUGAAGUCUGUUUUGAACUUAAUGCGUCUAUAAAUUGUGAUCGGAUACAUAUGGCCCGUACCUAUCAUUACCUGGCACAUAUCUUGCUCGCACUUGUGGACAGGUGUACACGGACGUCCGACAUGCCAGCAGCAAAAUGUGGAACAUGCUCCAUACUUGUCACGGGUACGUUACAGGUGUUUAUCAGGAGAGCUCUGCGCAGAACACACGCAGGAGGCUCAUAGCGCCGGCAAGUCAUCGGCAGUUAAUUUCUUUCGUUGACAUAAUGCGGGUGAUCUGCUGGCAGGAAACAGUGUUGCACAGCAAACCUGCGUGUGACCUGACAUUUCUGCUGGCAUGGACUGAAGUAUACGAGGAAAGUGAUGGCAUCUUAAGGGGCAGUCAAGAAAGAGGACCUUUAUACUUGAUGGCUAACAGGACACUUUUUUAGAUUCAACUGGGCAUCAUACGGGCACACCUGGGCCUACAUGUACCCGGGCUUGGAUGAGUCCCGAGAGACGCAGACUAGGAAAUAAGGACCUCUUUUUAGGUUUUCAGAUUUACAGUCGUUUGGCCUUUCAGUGGAUGAGAAAAGAUAGGAAAAAAGUCGAGAGGGAAAAGUAGGAAAUGAUGGGAGAAAGUGUGAUACAGAGACGAGAGAGUGACCGUCUCUACUUCCUGACCUGUACUGCAAACUAUUUUUAAAGAUGUAUAUGCUGUAACAGAGGAGAACAUCGCAUACUUCCUGUUGUGUCAGUAUGCACCAAUGACUGAGAGGAUCAGUAUUAAUCCUCACUUGUACGGACAGUCUCCAUGGGCACCUUGGAGACCUUUGAUUGUGAAGAGUAUUUCGCAGGGUUCUGGUGUCCAGGAGAGGAAUCCUAAGGUGUCCCUUUCAGCGCCCUAGAUAUUGAUCCAAGUCUCCAGAUCCCUAUGAUUGUCCAGUAUACCAUCCGGUCUUCCGAUAAUGUACUCAAGACGCUUGACAUAAUACAUCUUAGAGCUAUUAAAAUACAUCGUCAGUUAGUUUACUAAGAUAUGUGCGAGUUGCUGUUUAAAGUUCGACGAGAGAAACUAAUUAUCAAAUAUUGGACUAGGAUAGAAAUAUUAGGACCUCAUUUUUGCUCCCAAUAUAUUAGGGAAGCGUUGUAUAGGGGUAAAAUUUAAUUACACCAGCAACCAGCCUGUGACCAUCAGGUUGUCAUUUUAAAAGUAUUUAAUGUGGAUAGAAUUCAAAUAGAUCAGUAAUUAAGCAUUUCGAGUGAGUCAUGGCUUUUACCUAAACCGGAAAUUAAUAAAGUCUUCACACAACCAACAACAGAAAAACUAAAUCAAUCAUUAAGUAGUUGCCAUGGCAAUCAUUGAUGAUAAAUAUAGCAAUUUUAUCAAAUACUAUACUGACGGUAAAAAAAUCCAACAAAUAAUAAAGUAGGUUUAGGAGUUUUGUGACAACACAAACAGAAUUUUAGCCUAUUGCUCUGUGUAUUCAAGAGAGUUUAUAGCUUUCGGCUUAAAAUUAUGGCUCAUUGACAAAACAAAACCAGACAGCGUUUUCAUUUCGCCUGAUCGUCUUUCGGCCAUACAAUCCAUAUAAACCGAAACAGCUCGAGGCCUGUCACGCUAAAUUAAAUUUUACGCUUGUUACACAUUUUAGAAAAACAGAGGAUCACUGUAGAGUCUGCACACCUUCCAUCUGGUAUAAAUAUCCCCGUUAACGAAAUAGCAGAUAAAUUAGUUAGGGAAUCUUUAGAUUAUGACAUCACAUACAUCGACGUCAACUUUUCUUAUUCACUGAUCAAUAAAGCUAUAGAACAAAGAUGGGAUCAACUUUGGAAAGAUCAAAACAACUCGGAACAACCUGAGGCUAAUUAUAGAAAUACCCAUUCGGAAGUCACAAGUGUACUUUUGUGAUAAAACAGAUAAUACACGUUAUUACUAGACUACGAUUGGGCAAAACAAAAUUGAAUUUAAACAUUAAUAUCAUGUUAAAACAAAUAUCACCAAAUUGUGAUUUCUUUGAUAACGUGGAGUCAAUCAUGUCUUCUGUUCUAAACAUCUCGGAGCUAGGACAGAACACUACAAGGAAUUUACUAAAAAUAUAAUCCCAGUCAUUUCCACUUAAAUAGCUUUCUACCGUCGCUGGAUAAACAGGGCAUUGUCCACAACACGAUUAUCAGAUAUUUCGAAACAAUAGGUUAAUACAAAAAAAAUAUAACAGACAAAACACCACAUUGCAAAGACGAUGGUGUCGGGAUCUGGAGAAUCUGACCCAUACCUAGGGCCAACAGGGACAUAUUAGGGCGGCUACAUGAACAUCAGAACCCUGCGCAAUACUGUCUAGAAUUUCCUAAGAAACAAAAGGUGAUUACCAGGGAGGAUUACUACUGAUCCCCCAUUUAUUGGUGUAUACUGACGUCCAAGGAGGUCUGCGGUGUCGUCCUCUAUGUCCCAUCCCCGCAUGCACAUCUGUAAAAUAGUUUACAAGUACAGGCAAGGCAGUUGUGUCCCCCGGGGGUUCCGAGCAGAACGUUCGCUGCCAAAAGUGUACACAAGUUAGUUCACAACGAAAAUCCCCAUCAUAUACGAACGAUUCGGUUUAUUCCCCACUGUCCCAAAACUAAAUAAAUAAACUUCCCAACUGUCCCAAAAGUAGGGUUGUUGUUAUGGUGAUCAGGGGUUGAGAGUGAUGUUUUAACACUGUCCAAAAAGUCACAGGUAAGUGGACACCAUGAUUUAUUUCCAUCCUCAUAUUUAUGUAAUAUCUUGAAAUAAACUCUAAAUGUGAAAUAUUUUUUCCAAACUGUCAUUCAUGUAUUUCCAAAUCUUUCAUUCAAAUUCUAAAAAUUAAGU